AUGGGCAAAUCUACCGCCAAAGCAACCCCCGAAAUAUCCUCCAUCCUCUUCAUCCUCGAGCAAACGUACGCCGAAUCCAAGAUCAUUAUUGUCGCCUGCCUUACCUCUUGGACCCUUUGUCGCCUCCAUUUCAGUUCCAUCUGGCUGUUUCUUCUCCUCGGCAUUUGUCGCACCGCCUAUCAACUAUCUAUCCAACGCGCCCAACGCAGCAUUCGCGAUGAGUCGCGCCGCUACCAUGCACAGAAGAUCCUUGGCCGCGGCGAGACGGUACACUGGGUGAACCACGUCCUCGACAAAGUGUGGCAUCUCUACGAACGGCCCAUCUGCGAACACAUUGUGCGGCAGGUGAACGCAGGGCUACCGCCGGGUCAGCGGGUGGUCCUUCGCUCUUUGGCAUCCGUUGAGCGACCGCUGCGGCUAAACCGGGUGAGGAUCUCACACUACGGAAAACCAGGAAAUAUGAUUUUGGAGGGUGAAUUUGUCGUGGAAAUCCGACCAUUCCAGGCGCCGGGCUUCCAUCUCGUGGAGCGGAUUACGGAACCCCUGAUCGAUUUGACGGUUCUGCAGUCUGCCGGUCGAAAGAACCAGAACCAUGACCUUGAAGUCCAAGUUCGAGAGUUUGUCGGGGCCGGGGUGAUUCGACUGGAAAUCGACUGCCAGGGCCUUCAGCCGUGCAUCCUGCAGCCGCAGAUCGAGCUACAGGGCCAGCCGAUGAUCGAUUGCACGGUCAAGACGCUGAGCCAGCACCACUUUCCAUUUCAUUUCGCGCACCAGGUGGAUUGGCGAAAAGUGGUGGAAAUGCAGAUUCGUGAGGGGCUGGGACGGGCGUUCCGAAGUCCGUUGCCUCUGCCGUUUGCCUUGGGGGAAAAUGCGUUAGUCAAGAUUAUGCGAUGGUUAUGGCAGAUGGACCGAUGUUGGGACAUGCAUGCAUGA
This is a messenger RNA of Aspergillus clavatus NRRL 1, 933 nucleotides long. RefSeq lists its product as uncharacterized. The transcript has a single exon. Lineage: Eukaryota; Fungi; Ascomycota; Eurotiomycetes; Eurotiales; Aspergillaceae. The record is from RefSeq and is a predicted model, not a curated record. Bases 1 to 933 code for a protein of 310 amino acids.